Messenger RNA from Balearica regulorum gibbericeps (East African grey crowned-crane), 709 nucleotides. The record is from RefSeq and is a predicted model, not a curated record. Lineage: Eukaryota; Metazoa; Chordata; Aves; Gruiformes; Gruidae.
CCAACACGGGCCUGAUCCUACAGGAUUUGUGGUGUCUGGCUCCCCGGAGAGUGCAGAUCCAGGGGAGAGCCAGCUUUCCCAGGCCCUGAACGGGUUGUCAGACAGAGCCAAGGAAGCAAAAGAGUUCCUGGUCCAGCUCCGCAACAUGGUGCAGCAAAUCCAGGAGAACAGCGUGGAGUUCGAGGCCUGCCUGGUGGCCCAGUGUGACGCCCUCAUCGACGCCCUCAACCGCAGGAAAGCCCAGCUGCUGUCCCGCGUCAACAAGGAGCACGAGCACAAGCUAAAGGUGGUACGAGACCAGAUUUCUCACUGCACGGUCAAGCUGCGCCAGACCACGGGUCUGAUGGAGUACUGCCUGGAGGUCAUCAAGGAGAACGACCCCAGCGGCUUCCUGCAGAUCUCCGACGCUCUCAUCAGGAGAGUGCACUUAACCGAGGACCAGUGGGGAAAGGGGACGCUCACACCCCGGAUGACCACGGACUUCGACCUGAACCUUGAUAAUGCCCCUCUGCUACAGUCCAUCCAUCAGCUCGACUUUGUGCAGAUGAAAGUUUCCUCCCCAGUGCCGGCCCCCCCGAUCCUGCAGCUAGAGGAGUGUUGCACCCACAACAACAGUGCCACCUUGUCCUGGAAGCAGCCCCCCUUGUCGACGGUGCAGGUGGAAGGUUACAUCCUGGAGCUCGAUGAUGGCAACGGCGGCCAGUUCAGG